UACACUAUCAUCUCUUUUCCGCUCCUUAAGCCGGGAGAUCCAAGCAACCGGCCAAACGGUGGAGAAGAAUCUGGCCAAAAUAGGUGCCUAUUCUGUAUUCCGACGGAUUUCUAUUUCGUUCGAAAGUGAUAUUUCGAUCGUUUUCGAAUUUACCAUUCCCUAUUCCAAUCGUUUUGCUCGUUUCGAACGAAAGUGUUAGAAAAUUUCGAAUAUGCAUCGAUCUGUCAAAAACCGAUAAACAAAAAGAAACACCGUAUUAAAUAGCGGCGAGUGCGAGUUAAAUUUCAGUUAAUUUUUGAUCCUAAGAGAAAUUUGUGAGAAAAUUUUCUCGUUCAAUGGAUUCCGUUUUGUUACCGAUUUUGGCGGAGCAAGAAGAAAUUGGAAUGCCUUGCUACCAUCGGCGAAACCACCGAAAAUCAACCGACUUCAUGAAACUUUCUGAUGAAGCAUUCAUCAAAAGUUUUCGUCUAAGUAAGGAAGCUUUUCGGUACGUUUUAGAGGAAAUUGAGAACUGCCUUACCACAAGGAAAGGUGGUCUAUCCACGGAGGUGAAACUCGCAGCAUGUUUGCGAUUCUUUGCUGAAGGAAAUUAUCAACAUGGAGCAGGGCAAGAUUAUCACAUUGCCAUAGCACAGCCCACAUUUUCCAAGGUGCUGACUGAAAUGCUUAACAUUCUGGAGCGGACACUGUGUAAGAAAUGGAUUUCCCUAAAUAUGACGGAAGACGAACAGCGGCGUGCUAAACUACACUUCUAUCAGAAAACAUCAAUUCCGGGUGUUAUUAUGUGUUUGGAUGGAACCCACGUAAAAAUUAUUCCACCUAAGCUGAAUCGAAAUUUGUUUUUUAAUCGGAAGGGAUUUUAUAGUCUCAACGUUCUGAUUGUUUGUGACGAUCAGCAAAGGAUUCGUUUCGUUGAUCCUACCUUCCAGGGAUCUAAUCAUGACUCUCAUAUAUGGCGUGUAAGCCCUGCAAGAACUCACUUUGAGCAGCUUCACCAAAAUGGUGAAGUUAAUACUAAGAUUCUAGGUGAUGCUGGUUAUCCAUCGGAACCUUGGUUAGUAACGCCAUUCAGAGCAGCGGAGGAAGGGAGUUUGGAGAGCGAUUUUAAUCGCAGGCAUGCCUUGGGUCGUGCUAUCGUCGAGCGGACAAUCGGUUUACUAAAAAAUCGGUUUAGAUGCAUCCUUGGCGCGAGACAACUUCACUACAAUCCUACUAAAUGCGCUCAAAUUAUAAAUGUAUGCUGUGCACUUCACAAUAUAUGCUUAGAAUUUGGUCGUUCUCAGUAGUUAUAAUAUGUUAUGCAGCUGUUUACAUAAUAAACUUUUGUUUAAAUUAAUAUUUAUGACUGUUAAAUUUCAUCUAACUUGUUUGCAAAUGCUCAAAUAAAUAACAACCACCGGAAAAGGAAGUGUCUUCCUUACUUAACUAUGGUUUCGGCAGAAUUAUUUACUCUUAUUCCUGCCAACACUUUGAGAACAUGUCAUUAUCGAUUUCUCGUAAGCAGGCCAAGUAUUCAAAUAACCAUUAUUAAUACUUUUUGCGUUGUUUUAACCCCUUGCUGUACGAUUUAAUUUCCAACAGCACGGCCCAAAACGAGCACUUCGAGUCGUUCCGCUACUCUGCUGAGUGUGGGUAUCUAACAUGGGUGCCCUAUGAUGAGCAAAUACAUGUUGUGUUUAAAAUAAAAACGAAGGAGUUAUUACUACGUACUAACUCGUUCGUUUUUAUUUUAAUUAUAAUAUUCAAAUUAUAUUUUAUAUUUUUAGCUCAUUCAAUUUUUUUUUAAAUAACGGAAAUUUUAUAAUCUUCAGUUGUCGGUAUCCUCAUCAUAUGCCUGAAGCUAUGUAAUUAUUUCACAUCGAGAAACAACGAGUGAAGUUCAAUGUUGUACGUGAAGGGGUUAAGGAAGUUCCAUAAACUAUAGGCGAAAUUCGUGAAUUUUAAAAAAGUUUAUAUAAUUUUGAUGCUAUUCCAAACAAACUUCAAAGAAAAAAUUAAGUAAGAUUUUUCUUCCAUGGAAAGAUAUAAAAAUACGAUUAGAACUUUUUUUCAUUUUUUUAUACUUGAGUUACAAUAUAAAGAUAAAAAAUCAGAUCACUGAUAUUUUGAAACAUUAUUCUAAUGUUCUGAAAUAUACGCAAUCUGCGUUUCAAGGAUUUGUCGCUAUUGAUUUCUCCAGCGCGAUCUUCUCCAUCUCGUGGUUAUGUCGUUUUUGUUCACUCAGAUGUUCUUUGAGUGUGGCAUCCACGGAAAGAAUCGCUCGAGCUGAUUGGCGCUGAUAAUGAACCAGAUCACUCAAAUUCUUGUUUGUGUUUUUUAACAGGGAUUUCACAUUGGUGUGAAAUUUGUUUUGUUGCUCGACUUGCAGCUCUAAUAGCCUCGUGGUAGAAGGUCUGGAUUUUUUCGGCUGAGAGGGCUGGAAGUGAAUGGUAUUAUUGAUACCGUCACACUCGUCGGAAGUACCAUAAUAUAUAAAAUUUUCCUGGUCUGCAGCUUGAGGUUCACCCGAAGGCGAACCCAACUGUGUUCCAUGAGAUGAGGUACCCGGGAUUCCUUCCACGGUCGCAAGUAACCCAGUUAGUAGAACUGCCUGCUCCUCCAGCUCGGACAAAUUGAUAAUUUUAUUGGGUCCUCCACCUGUCGCCCUCUGCUCCCGUUUGUUGUGAGCGAGUUUUCGCUUUAAUCCGGACUUAUAGUCCGCCCAAACCUACACAGAAAACCAGGGCAAAAAUAAGACUAUAAACAUAUGUUUCGGAUUCGUUUUAGUAUAUACCUUUUUCCAUCCACUUCCAUCGCGAAUAGGCGGUCCCAAACUAUUGACUUCUGCCGCCAGAUCAUCCCAGUAGGGUCCGGAAUUUCCUCGGGAGAAACCCUUUGCUAUGUCCGGCUCUUGCUCCAGAAGCAGCACAAUCCGCUCGAACUGAUUUUUAGUGGUUGUUUUGUUUUUGUUUUUUUCCCUGUUGAACGUUAAAAUUAAUUUAAAGAAAAAAAUGAUUAAAAAUUAGCUUACAUUUUUGCAGUUCACCGCUCAUCCGCUGCGGAAAUUAUUCACUCCUUCAUAAACAAAGUGGGUUUGACGUUUGGUUUGA
Toxorhynchites rutilus septentrionalis is the source of this 3089-nucleotide messenger RNA. Its product is annotated as putative nuclease HARBI1. NCBI's taxonomy places the organism in Eukaryota, Metazoa, Arthropoda, Insecta, Diptera, Culicidae. The record is from RefSeq and is a predicted model, not a curated record. The transcript is spliced from 4 exons. Bases 336 to 1286 code for a protein of 316 amino acids.